Molecule: messenger RNA, 2222 nt
Organism: Bombyx mori (domestic silkworm)
Lineage: Eukaryota; Metazoa; Arthropoda; Insecta; Lepidoptera; Bombycidae
Exons: 5
Coding region: 796-1308 (170 amino acids)
Source: RefSeq, a predicted model, not a curated record
CCCAUCAGCAGCUAGUAGUCAGACGGAUGCAGGAAACGCUAGUCCAACGCGGAGCGCCGAGCGAAAUACGCUUGUCCUAAACUAAACAGAUAUUGUCAUAGACUAGAUAGGAAACCGUACACCGAAAUAAAAUAAAAAUGACACAAUCAUUAUAUUUUUUAUCUGUGGAGAUUUAUUUUGCCGCGUAAACUAGUGCAGUACGAAGCUAAAAAUAAAAUUGUAUUUCAAGAUACAUACGCGGAUGUGACAUUUCGUUUAUUUUUCUAUGUGCGUGAUUAUAUAAAAACAGUUUUACAGUUUUAUACUAUACGUUGUACAUACACCUAUCAAUUUAUUUUGUUAUUUAGUUAAACGAAUGCUUUCAUGUGAAUAGAACAUUGACCGAAUUACUGAGCAAGAUGAACGAAUGAAUUACAUGAAAUUAGAGAUAUUUGUGUACACAUUUCAAUUCGGAACGUGUAACUAUUUAUGACAAUAUUUUUUUUAAUGGGCCUUAUUUAUCGAACUACAAGUGUUAUGUUUUACCGGAAAAUGACAUAGCUGAUGUAAUUGUGCUUGUGCUCGUUUUAAAACAAACUUUUUUUUUUAAUUAUAAUUAAGCACGGAUUUUUGUUAUAAAUGACAAGGGAUUACUCCGUGGCCUGGGGGCAUUUCCCGGAGUUUCACCAGGACAUGUGGGCGAGCAAGGGCUCAGCCAGGAGGGGUGGGAUUUGCUAACAGCUAGGACAACGACGAGUCGACGGUGACUGGCUCCUGCGUGAUAAUGAUCAGAUGAAAUAGGCUACGAGCAAGGUCAUGCCUCUGCCGUUGCUAAGGAGGUGCUGUGGAUGCCUCCCCCUUGAAGCCGGCUGCUUCAUACUCUGCAUAGCAUCUACUAUGGCAUGUGUAGCGAACAUAGCUGCCGGUGCGUGGAAUCUCCCGAGGCAUAGAGACCGCGAACCAGAGGACAACCUUAUAUCCAUGAGCAUGAUCAUGUUCUCCUCAUUAUCAGCCAUCGGGAACAUCGUCGCUUUGUUCGGUAUAUGGCUAAAAAGGCCCGGAAACCUACAGUUGUCCUUAGUGUUCAACUCGAUUUUCAUCUUAUGCAUAUUCUUGGUGUCAAUAGUGACCUGUAUCUUCAGGAUGGAUGAAUUCCUCAAGCUACCCGGGAACAUAGCUCUCGUAGUGGUAACGCUUAUAGCUGGAGCAGGUAUGUAUUUUAUACGCGUACCUUCUUACAGUCUCAACACUAGGAACAACAUGGCGGCGAUGCAACAUCCCGCCAAAAAAGUUAACCUUUAUUACAAACUUGACAACUUGACUUGGUAAAUUGCUGUUGUUAGUAAAUUUGAAAUGGAUACAAUAUUUUUGGCUUCGGGACUGUUCUUACGGCUUAAUUACUGUCCAUCAUGACAAAGUGGAAGCCGUCAUCCAUUUUGAGACACGAGUCGAAAACUCAACUAUACGACGUAUCCACUAUAUCAUUCUUCGAAAUAAAAGGAUGACUACGACGAUACAACGACUAUAAACAUAUUUAAAUAAAAACAACGUUCCGUUGCCUACAUCAGAGUCCACGGGGGUAGAUACCACUAGUCUCCUUAUAUACUUCCGUAUAGUCUAUAAAAUUAAGACCGGUCACCGUCCCCGCCGAACCCGUCGCUUGCGACGAAGGGCUCGACGAGUAAAUUAACCCAUAGACACAGCCCACUGAGUUUCUCGCCGGAUCUUCUCAUUAGGUCGCGUUUCCGAUCCGGUGGUAGAUUCUUCGAAGCACUGCUCUUGCUAGGGCCAGUGUUAGCAACAAAUCAAAUCAAACACUCCCGGUUUAAGCCCCGAGAGCUCACCUACACGCUAGGGUAAAGCUGAAAUAGCCUUUCAAGGCUUUAAGCUUAAGUAGGGAAAAAAUAUAAGAUCUAGUCUUAGAUUAUUGCACAAUAAUGGAUAACGUUAAUAUCCUUUCUAUUUCAGUUUAUUCGCUGUACUACUUGACGGUGGUCAAUAGUUUGUAUCGGACCAUGAAAAUGUCUUACAGCGAAAGCGCUCUGCCGAUUUGAGAGAAAAAAUAAAGCAUCAAUUGUUAAUUGAAUAUUGGUAUUGGUUCAUAAAUAAGCAACCGGACACCAAUGUGGAAACAAUCUAAAAACACUUAUACAGGGUGUUGCUUAAAAAGGAACGCUCGCUCAUUAUUUUUGUAUAAUAAUAAUAAUAAUAAAUGUUUGAAACCAUAAAGAAAAUCUAAUAAA